Molecule: messenger RNA, 831 nt
Organism: Brassica oleracea var. oleracea
Lineage: Eukaryota; Viridiplantae; Streptophyta; Magnoliopsida; Brassicales; Brassicaceae
Exons: 2
Coding region: 1-831 (276 amino acids)
Source: RefSeq, a predicted model, not a curated record
AUGAAGAAUGACCGGUCAGAAAUCGCGGAAAACCCUAGCCCGCUAGUAGGACUCUCAGGGGAGACCACUUUGGCACUCGAGUCAAUUAACCUCAUAACCUGCGUCAUACAACGUAAUCAUGGACACACCGUCGUUGAAUCUUAUGCAGGCAAUUCCAUCAACGUACCAUCUUUGCCUCAAGUUGUCAACCCCUUGCGGAAUCGAGACGAUCUGGGGAAACUCGAGGGUAUCACAAGUCUGCUUUGCCGCAGAAAUAAAACGAAAAAAUCAGAUUCCGAGACCAUUCCUAGGAAAAAGUUGGCCUCCGACCAAAAAGCCCAAGAACAAGAUUCAGCAGAACUCUUCUGGCAAUUAAGGAAAGCCGAGAUUCUAGAAGAAAAGCGCGAGCCAACCUGCAAACCCGUAGUAUCAGUAUUUCUUGACGAAGCAUUCCCCGAACGAUGCAUCGAGAUCGGAGCCAACCUCCAUGAACCUUUAAGGACUAAGCUCAUAGCUUGUCUAAGAAAGAAUCUCCACGCGUUCGCCUCGGCUGCGGAAGACAUGCCAGGGAUUGACAUCAAAAUAACCUGCCACGAGCUGAAUAUCGAUCCAACCUUCAAACCAGUCAAACAGAAAAGACAAAAGUUGGGACCCGAGCGCGCUACUGCGGUCAACGACGAAGUUGAAAAACUGCUUAAAGUCGGAUCGAUAACAGAAGUGAGGUACCCAGACUGGCUCGCCAACCCUGUAGUGGUCAAGAAGAAAAACGGAAAGUGGCGAGUCUGUGGGAAACGAACUUUUAUCCUUCAUGGAUGUUUUCUCGGGUUACAAUCAAAUUAUGAUGAACCCUAA